AUCUCGGGACGCAGUGAAAGCACGAGACGCAUACAGUAGUGACAGGGACGCUAACAGUCGAGACCCGGAGCCCGCGCGACUGUCGCACGCGUCCAGGAAUGCUGCUCGGUACCUAUGCAGGGUAGUUUCCAGCAGAGAAAUUCCUUGGCCGUCUCCAUGACUACGCCUCCCAUUGCUGGAGCCUGCAUGACAUCGGCUCCUUUCCCUGGCCAGCAGGCACAAGCGGCGCGGGAGGUCAAUACGGCAUCGCUGUGCCGGAUUGGCCAGGAGACCGUGCAAGACAUUGUCUUCAGGACAAUGGAGAUCUUUCAGCUGCUCAGGAAUAUGCAGCUGCCAAACGGGGUGACGUACCACCCCAACACGCACCAGGACAGACUGGGCAAGCUGCAGGAACACCUCAGGCAGCUGUCUGUGCUUUUCCGAAAGUUGCGCCUGGUCUACGACAAGUGCAAUGAGAAUUGCGCUGGCCUGGACCCUGUGCCUACCGAGCAACUCAUCCCGUACGCAGAGCAGGAGGUCUCCAAACAUGAUGAUCAUUUGGCCAAUCAGAUGCGCUAUGCCGGUGAGGAAAGGAGGGAGGUGCUGGAGGUCAACAAGAAGCUAAAACAGAAGAACCAACAGCUGAAGCAAAUAAUGGACCAGCUUCGGAAUCUCAUCUGGGAGAUAAACUCCAUGCUUGCCAUGAGGAACUGAGCCAUUCCCUACAAUGCCUACACACUCGAGCACACUCACACGGCUGGCAGCAAGGAGACCACAGCUGUCAUUCAGGAUUUCAGUAGCCCUGUGACCCAUAAGCAGCACUUUAGGGGAAGAGUUUUGCAGUGUAUGACAUUUAUGUAAGAAUGGAGAAGGGUAGCCUGUCAAAAGAAUUAAGGGGGACAGUUAUGUUUUAACAAUAGCAAACUAUCUUUUAGUUAAGAUUUUGUGUCAAAAUAUUAAGUGUCGUGCAUAACCUCAAAUACACAGUUUACAGCAUCACAUCAAAUCUAGUGUAGAAUGUCCUUUACCUUCUUUCAUUUUUCCAUGGCAUUAGUCUGUGAAAAUGUCUGCAUAACAGUAAUCCGGGAUGGAAAUCCCACUAAGUGUCCAUUUGUCAUCGGAUCAAAUUUCCCCAGGGCAGUCAACAUGAUGUAUGUUGGCAGAAAUAUUCUACCACCUUAUUCAUAUCAGUAAGUGAUAAGAUAACCAUCCCCCAGGUUAAAAAAAAAAAAAAAAAAAAAAAAAAAACCCCACUAACAGAAUUCCCUGUAGAUGGUUUCAUCAUUGUAACAUAAAUGCAAAAGAACCUAAUUUUGGACUUGACAACUUUUUAGAAGGGGCCUGCAAUCCUAGACAACAUAUUUUACAAUACGCAUCAAGUCUAUUCAAUUAUAUAUAAAGCAUGCAAGGAAAUAUAUGCAACAAAAUACAAUGCAGUGACUUUGAAUUUAAUGUAUUCAGUGCAGUGAAUUUGCAACCUUAAAUCUUAAGUGCUCUUUGCUACUAGAGUAGUUUUAUUAUUUAUAUAUUGGAUAAUAUAUUGUAAAGCUGGCUAAAUGGAAGAGGCUUAUGUAUUGAAAGCUAAAUUAUUUUGUUUCAGAAGAGUUUAAAAUGCAAAGGUAUUCAUUUGUUCAUACAUUUCAGAGGUUACACUUUGUAAAAGCAGACAGUUUUUAUUGAAGGGGCAUUCAGAUUAAGUGUGUGAUGUAUAGCAUCAACAUGUUGCAAAUGCCAUCAUGUAAGCCAUUUAAGCAUUAAUAUGAAUUUUUACAUUUAAUGCAGUAUUUUCACUUCCCUGGUUAACUCAUGAAGAUGGGUGAAUUAAAGCACAGCACUGUGCACUUUUUAGAGUUCCCUGAGACAAAGCUUUUUCCAACAACGGCAAUUUCUACCACUGGGUACUGCUGUACAUCCAACAUGGAUAUUAUUAAUAAUUAUUACAUAACUUCCAUGAUCAAGUGAAUUAUAUUUUUACAAAGAGUAUGCCCUUUGCCAUAAAAGGGCAAAGAAGAGUGAGGUUUCAAUGUACAUGAAGGAAUGGAAAAUCAAUUAUGAAAUGCUAGAAAAAGCUUUUUCUACUUGGGAAGUUCUCAUUUGAAGUGACCGUUUUCUUGUUACACCACUUCCUCAUUGAUGUACACAGAUCAUGUAUAGAGCUUCCUGAAACCUGAAGAAAGGAGGCCCUUCAUUGCUUGAGAAAAGUCUUCUUUCAAAAGCAUACUGUACGUAUUGGGGAUAGUACAUCAAAAUCAGACCUUGUAAACACUUGUAGCCUCCUGUCAUUGAUGAAAUCCCAGCGUAUUUAGGACCUUGUAUAAAAGUGUUAAACGGAUUUAGUUGUAUAUACUGACAUCUACCAUAGAUCUAAGAGACCUACGUAACUUCGAAAGAGGUUUAGCUGCUGGAUGGGGAAAAGAGGCUUGGGUCUCAGCAGAAGACCUAAAAAAUUUCAAUCUAAUGUAAUUUACAAUUAAUGUCCAUUGGCCUACUUAAAUUAGAAAUAAUUUUAAGGUGAGUACAAGAAUCCUGAACUAAUAAAACAUUAAUUUCAUAUAUAAAUGCAUAAAUCAUUUAAACAAAGAACUAAAAUAUUCCAUUCAAAGUUUUGUUUCUCAGAUCAAAAAUAAAGGUAAUACAGAGGUAAUUGAGGUCUCUUGAACGG
This is a messenger RNA of Scleropages formosus (Asian bonytongue), 2641 nucleotides long. RefSeq names its product mediator complex subunit 30 (gene med30). The record is from RefSeq and is a predicted model, not a curated record. Gene Ontology annotation, biological process: positive regulation of DNA-templated transcription. Gene Ontology annotation, molecular function: transcription coregulator activity. NCBI's taxonomy places the organism in Eukaryota, Metazoa, Chordata, Actinopteri, Osteoglossiformes, Osteoglossidae. The coding region runs from base 115 to 693 and encodes 192 amino acids. Gene Ontology annotation, cellular component: mediator complex. The transcript is spliced from 5 exons.